Messenger RNA from Passer domesticus (house sparrow), 861 nucleotides. RefSeq lists its product as uncharacterized. The record is from RefSeq and is a predicted model, not a curated record. NCBI's taxonomy places the organism in Eukaryota, Metazoa, Chordata, Aves, Passeriformes, Passeridae. Bases 1 to 861 code for a protein of 286 amino acids. Gene Ontology annotation, cellular component: cytoplasm. The transcript is spliced from 7 exons.
AUGAAGGCUCUGCUCUGCCGACUGGAGUGUGACCAGGAGGUGAUGGCUAUGGAGCGUAAGUGUGGCUGGGACAUGCUGCUGUGUGCUCACACCCAGCACUAUGCCGUGGGUCUGCUGGCCAGAGAGAUGCGCCGUGUCUCCCUCUCCUUGUGUUCUGGGAUUGCUCUGCGCCUGCUUGGGCUGCUCAGCAGGGAGGAGCCACACUGGGAUCUGCCUGGCCUGGUGUUCCUUGUGGAGGUCCUCGAGUGGCUGGACUUGAGGGAAUGUGCUGACAGCAUCCUGGAGAUCAUGUCAAGGCACCUGAGGAACGAGUGCAGGGAGAGGCGUCGCCUGGCGCUCAGAGGCCUCGUGGUGCUCAGCAAGGAUCCCUCGAUGGAGAGGAACUCUGUCUCAGGCCUUCUGGAGCCUCAGGCCAGGAGAAUGGGCACUCUGUCUCCAAGCCUUCUGGAGCUGCUGGGUGAUGCAGACGGAGAGCUGGUCGGCAAGACGCUCUCUGUGUUCACUAAUUUGCUCAAGAGCAAAGACAUGCUGGUAUCCAGCACCACUGCCCCGAAGCUGGCUGAGGCUCUCCUGCUGCUCUUCAACCACGACAUCAGCCAUGUGCAGCUGCUCUCCCUUGACCUCUUCUUCAAGGUGAUGGAUUUGGUAGCAGAGGAGGGAAAAAAGCCUCUUAAGUCAGUGGUGUGCCAGAGCCUUCCUGCACUCUUCUUCCACUGCCACGAUGAGAAUCAGCGUGUGGCCGAGGCUUCUCGGGAAAUGCUGCAUUGUGCGGCCGGGUUCCUGAAGAGGAGGGAUCUCAAAGAGCUGGUGGAGGCAGAGAAGCUGUUGGCGUUUGCCGAGGUGUUGCCCUUGAACUCCUGA